Molecule: messenger RNA, 1967 nt
Organism: Pyrus x bretschneideri (Chinese white pear)
Lineage: Eukaryota; Viridiplantae; Streptophyta; Magnoliopsida; Rosales; Rosaceae
Product: (S)-8-oxocitronellyl enol synthase CYC2-like
Exons: 1
Coding region: 405-1562 (385 amino acids)
Source: RefSeq, a predicted model, not a curated record
UUAGUUUUCCAAUUUUUCAAUUCAUCUUCAACACGUUACAUAACAUUAUUAUUUUACUCAAAUUAAUAUAACACAUGAAUUUAUUUGUUAUUAAUAUACUCUACCGAAACUUAUAAACAAUGUCGUCCACCCUUAUUAUAAUACGUGAAAAAGUAUCACGUUGUUUAUGUUUCCGAUACCAUAAAAGUUUCCCAAACUAGCUGUUGAUUUUAAGUGAGCAUGUAUUGUAUUUGUCCAAACUAGGAAAUGGUAUUCCACGUAUUGUGUGGAUCACGGCUUUAUAGGAUUAGAAUCAGAAUUUGACUUUUCUAUUUGUAUUUGUAAAUAUACAGGCCAUAUUAUUCCUCCAUAUAUUCUUCCAUAUAUCAAUCCAGGAACUACCUAGCUCUUUCUUAAUUGUGUUAAUGGCAGCUGAAGAAACUGAAAACCCAGAGGAUGGCAAUGGCAUUGAACAUGUAGCAGCCAUUUUCGGGGUCACCGGGCUAGUUGGGAAGGUGCUGGCCAGAGAGCUGGUCACAAAACCCAAAUGGAAGGUUUACGGCAUAGCUCGUAAUCCGGAGAUCAUGCCGCCUAUUGAUCAACGUUCUUCAAACUUCUAUUUCAUCCAAUGUGAUCUGCUAAACCGUUCGGAAACCGAAGAACGGCUCUCACUGUUGCAAGAUGUUACUCAUGUGUUUUGGCUCACCUGGGCAAGCCAAUACCAGUUGGAUAGCGUUGAGUGUUGUGAGCAGAAUAAGGCCAUGAUGUCGAAUGCAUUGGAUGCCAUUGUUCCGAAAGCCAAGGCAUUGAAGCAUGUUUCUCUCCAGACAGGGAUGAAGCAUUACGUGUCGUUGCAAGGGCCUUUCGAUGAUGAAGCAGAAGCUCGGUACUACGAUGAAGAUUGCCCGAGAGUGGAUAAAGGGUGCAACUUUUACUAUGUCCUAGAAGACUUGCUAAAGGAGAGGCUGGUUGGUAAGGUAGCUUGGUCGGUACACAGGCCUGGUUUGUUAAUUGGUAGUUCUCGUAGGACUGUGUACAAUUUUAUGGGGAGUUUAUGUGUUUACGGAACCAUUUGUAAGCAUUUGAAUCUGCCUUUUGUGUUUGGAGGGACAAAAAGGUGUUGGGAAAAGACUUGUAUCGAUGGCUCGGAUGCAAGGCUAGUAGCUCAACAGCACAUUUGGGCAGCAACCGAUGUUGAUUUAUACUCGCAUUCCACUGAUGGUCAGUCAUACAAUGCAAUCAAUGGGCCAAGUUUUACAUGGAAGGAGAUCUGGACGGCUCUUGGAGAGAAAUUCGGAGUAGUAGUACACGAAAGUGCAUUUUCGGAUGAUUUCUGGUAUUCGAAAUCCAUGUCUGACAAGAAAGAGGUUUGGAAAGAAAUUGUAGCAGAGAAAGGACUGAUUCAAACUGAGAUGGAAAAUUUGGCCAAUUGGGAAUUCUUGGACCUCUUGUUUCGUUGUCCGUUUAAGCUACUGGGAACCCGAAACAAAGUUGAUCGACUAGGUUUUGCUGUGAGGUAUAAGACACUGGAUUCAAUCUUGUACUGGAUAGAUUGUAUGAGAGAUGAAAAGUUAAUACCUUAAAGCAUAUGAACUUUUCACUUUUGGUUAAAUUUGUUCCAGUAAUUUGUGGAGAAUGUGGAGCUCCAUAAACUCCUCCUGUACAUGUUUUUGUUGACUACAUUAUUUCUUGUUCCUUAAUUUAUGAUCAUACAGGGUGUUUUUGUCUCCUCCUAUUUUUACUCAUCUUGUCCCCAGCCUCACUUUAACAGCAAAGGGAGGGGGCAGCCUGCACUGCCUUUUUCAAAUUUUUUAAUUAUCCAACUGAUGGCGAGGGAGCGGAAAUUGAACCUAUGGUCUCAAGGGUAUAUGUGUUAACCGCUUGAACUACAAGCUCUACGUACAUGCUUCCUAAGUUUCAUAUUCAACACACGUCCUAUUCGUGUGCUGGAUUUCACAUGGUUAGCAUCUGCUUCUAUAAAUUUGUAU